Messenger RNA from Papilio machaon (common yellow swallowtail), 641 nucleotides. RefSeq names its product larval cuticle protein A2B. NCBI's taxonomy places the organism in Eukaryota, Metazoa, Arthropoda, Insecta, Lepidoptera, Papilionidae. The record is from RefSeq and is a predicted model, not a curated record. Bases 18 to 599 code for a protein of 193 amino acids. Gene Ontology annotation, cellular component: extracellular matrix. The transcript has 2 exons.
CGUAUAAAAACUGUCCGAUGCUCUACUACGACACAUUCAAAUUCAGCUCCCCUUUGUGUGAAGUCACAAUCAAACCCUACGAAAUGGCUUUCAAGUUCGUAGUCCUGUUAUGCGCCCUCGCAGCGGCCCACGCUGGCGUGGUCGCUCCCGUGACGUACACAGCUCACCCCGCACCAGUAGCUUAUGCCGCUGCCCCAGUUGUACACGCUGCCCCAGUCGUACACGCCGCCCCCGUCGCCUACUCAGCGCCCAUCGCUAAAGUUGCCCAGGUCGAAGAAUACGACGCGCACCCGCAAUACAGCUUCGCUUACGAUGUACAAGACGGUCUCACCGGUGACUCCAAGUCCCAGCACGAGACCCGCGACGGCGAUGUCGUCCAGGGCUCAUACUCGGUCGUCGACCCCGAUGGCACCAAGCGCACUGUGGAGUACACAUCUGACCCUCACAACGGUUUCAACGCUGUCGUACACAGAGAACCCAUCGGUGCCCCCAUCGCUAAAGUUGCUGCCCCAGUUGUACACGCCGCCCCAGUUGUACACGCUGCGCCCGUUGUACACGCUGCACCCGUCGCGUAUUCCGCACCUAUCUACCACCACUAGAAACUUGAAAGCCGCUAGUCAAAAUGAAAAGUAUUAAAUUAU